This is a messenger RNA of Magnolia sinica, 858 nucleotides long. RefSeq names its product LEAF RUST 10 DISEASE-RESISTANCE LOCUS RECEPTOR-LIKE PROTEIN KINASE-like 2.7. The record is from RefSeq and is a predicted model, not a curated record. The transcript is spliced from 2 exons. Lineage: Eukaryota; Viridiplantae; Streptophyta; Magnoliopsida; Magnoliales; Magnoliaceae. The coding region runs from base 1 to 858 and encodes 285 amino acids. Gene Ontology annotation, molecular function: polysaccharide binding.
AUGUCACCCUUUCUUCACCUCCUCCUCAUCUUCAUCCUCGAUGGCAUUCCCGUAAUUUCAUCGUGCUCUUCUUUCGUCUGCGGGAACCUCAACUUCACGUAUCCAUUUUACCAAAUCAACGCAACCUCCUUGAGUUUGUGCGGCUACGAAGGUCUGGGAAUCUCCUGCCUCGACCAAAACCCAACCUUCAAUAUUUCCGACGACGCAUACACAGUAAAAUUCAUCAACUAUCGCCAAAGUACCUUCACCCUUGUAGAAAGUAGCUUAGUGGGGGAGAGCUGUCCGAGGCCACGCCACAACAUUUCAUGGGAAUAUCUGUCUUUGUUUGAACUCACAGCACAUGACAAGAACCUGAGCUUCUACUUCAACUGCUCUUCGUUUCCAUCGUGGGGGCGGCCGAUUUCGUGUCUGGGAUACGGAUCGAUGAAGUCUUAUGCAGCGAUUGAAGAGAGCGGUGAUUUUAAUUGGGAUGAGAUGUGUGAAGAGAAGGUGAUAGUUCCAGUGCUUGAGAGCGCGGGCUCGGGCUCAUUGGUCGGAGCCGUACAACAAGGGUUCAAGCUACAGUGGAAAAUUCGUAGAGAUUGUGAGAAUUGCGAAUCUAUUGGUGGGUUUUGUGGGAAAAGCAAUACCGAGGAACGAUUCCUUUGCUUUUGUAAGAACGGAACGAAUUUCUCUUUUUGCAACUUUACUCCACCGAAUGGGCAACAGCCGGUUCCAACUAACGCAGAUGUCCCAAGCACCUCCCCCAACGGUCAGUUCUGCAUCUCUACUCUAAAGGGUUUUAAUAUAAUGCAGGGGCCACACCAAACCCACCAUGUGGGGCCAGGUUCCACCAAAGCCCUGGUCAGUCUUAAUUGA